CGUAAGCCGUAAGCUUGUAGGAUACCAAAGAUACAGCGAUUUUCAAUACCAACAAGAAACAGUCGGAAACGGUGCAUUGAACUGUCCGAGUUGGGUUGUAGACAUGGAUGUAUGUAACUAACAGAGACAAACCACCAGGCUGACUCUGCUACGAGGCUCUGUCAAUUUCUCUUUGUCGGUUGCUCUUGUUCGUCCGGAUCUGUCGCCGGCUCUUUCUCUUUUAGAAUUAUUAAUGAUUCUAGUUUCUUGGACGGAGAUCUAAACGCUCCGCCUUAGGCUUUAUUUUGUCGGCAAUCAUCCUCUAUGGUUGUGGCUUCCUUUUCUAACUGUCUUUUGGCCGACUGUGAUCUGCGAUAAUCAGUCUUAGCGAUCUUUCUUUGUCUGCGCUGUGACACUUCUUUCUCUCACGAUGGCUGCGAGCGAGUCUACAGAGGAAAGACGCCUCUCCGGUCCGGAGCUCCCUCCACGUAAGGUGUCUGGCUUCAAAUGGGUUCUGGUAAUCUUCUCUAUUCUAUCGGCUAUCUUCCUGUUUGCAUUGGACAACACGAUCGUCGCCGAUGUGCAGCCCAAGAUUGUCGAUUCCUUUGGUGAAAUCAACAAACUGCCCUGGAUCUCCGUCUCCUUUGCGCUUGGUGGCGUGGCCGUGAACUUAGUCUGGUAGGUGACAGCUCUUCGCACUCAAUUGGAAGACUUAGUCUCUGUAUUAACAAAAGCAACAGGGGCAAGAUCUUUGCUCAGUUUGAAACCAAGAAAUCCUUCCUCGUUACCGUCAUUCUCUUCGAAGUCGGGUCGGCAGUAUGCGGUGCGGCACCAACGAUGAAUGCCUUGAUCGUGGGACGAACUAUCUGUGGUAUCGGUGGCUCUGGAAUUUACCUGGGCGCAAUCAACCUACUCUCCAAUAGCACGACGGAAGCUGAGAGACCUGGUUACCUUGGAUUUGUCGGAUUGACUUGGGGUAUUGGAACUGUGUAAGAGGACACCGAUGAAAGCUAACUUGCAUGCGGUCUCGCUUACAUACAUUUAGGCUUGGUCCGAUCAUUGGAGGAGCCUUCGCUGACUCCAAGGCAACUUGGCGAUGGAGCUUUUACAUCAACCUCUGCGUCGGAGCGUUGGCCGCACCCAUUUACAUUUGGCUCCUCGAGACCCACGACCCCCGACCAUCUGCUUCCUGGAAGUCCCGUUUGCAGCACGUCGAUAUUCCAGGUGCGAUCCUCAGUGCAGGAGGUUUUGUGUCGGGCAUCAUGGCAAUCUCUUUCGGCGGUGCUAUGUACGACUGGAACAGUGGAAGAAUCAUCGGCCUCUUUGUCUGCUCCGGUGUCCUCUGGAUCUUGUUCGGAAUUCAGCAAGUCUUCUUCACAACGCCCGAAACUCGCCUUUUCCCUCUUGAGUUCUUGAAGUCUUAUGAGCAGAUCAUCUUCUUCGUCCUGGUAGCAGCAGCGGUGACGUGCGCUUUUGUACCCGUCUACUUCAUUCCUCUCUAUUUCCAAUUCGUGUUUGGAGACUCUGCGACUCAGGCAGGUGUGCGCCUCUUACCAUUCGUGUUUAUCAUGGUCUUUGCCGUCAUAUCAAACGGUAUACUGAUGGGUAUUCUUGGAUAUUACAUGCCUUGGUACCUCGUCGGCGGUGUCCUCGUUGUCAUCGGGGCCUCGCUGAUGCACACCAUUACUCUGGAGUCCAGCACAUCCAGGAUCUAUGGGUACAGUGUGAUCUUAGCGCUCGGAACAGGGCUCUAUUCACAGGCAUCAUUCCCUGUCUCACAAGCGAAGGGUGGUCCUUCCAAGGUUGCCCAGUCUACUGCCUUUAUCGGCUGCGGACAAAUUGGUGGUAUUGCUCUUGGAUUGACCAUUUCCAACAGCAUCUUCAUCAACCAGGCCACGAGCAAAAUCUCGGCAGUGAUGCCCAAUGCAGACAAAGACUUGAUUCAAAUGGCCAUUAGCGGUGCCGGCGGGCCCUUCUUCAAGUCCCUUUCUGCUACUGAGCAGGUUGCCGUGCAGAGAGCACUAGUCUCGACAAUUGGCAAUAUCUACUUCAUGCUUGUGGCUGCUGGAGCUCUAACCGUGGUGCUCUCUCUCUUCAUGAAACGAGAGAAACUCUUUGUGCAGACUAAGAAGGACACUCCGGAGCCUCGGGUGGAGGAACCAGUGCAGGAGAUUGUGGAAAAGCAAGACGGUAGCAAGUAAUGACUAAUAUGGGCUGAUGUUCUAAUUCACAUGAUAUGGGCAUUCUUUUUCUUGGAGGUACCAGAAAAAUAGUUGUUCUCAGUUAGACUGUUGGUUUCUUUCUUUCCUAAUUUUUUUUUUUUUUUUUUUCGUGUAUCUUUGGGAUGUAAAACAUGUUUUAUUCAUACCGGCUGAGGUAUACAACGUCCAGUCUCUUACCUUAGCUCCUGAAUAAUUGGCAAAGGCGUAAGUAAGCGACUACCGAGUGCUAGACGUCUUGGCAUUCAAUUGACAUUUCGAAAAUCAUACUAAGAUUACUAAAACCCAAGUGAUCCUUUUUGGGGGCUAAUUGUCUUUUCCGCUAGGCUGGGUUUUUGCCUUUGGUUAGGGUACUCCGUAGGUACUCCGUACUUGUUCCG
Molecule: messenger RNA, 2578 nt
Organism: Aspergillus melleus
Lineage: Eukaryota; Fungi; Ascomycota; Eurotiomycetes; Eurotiales; Aspergillaceae
Exons: 1
Coding region: 999-2180 (393 amino acids)
Biological process (GO): transmembrane transport
Molecular function (GO): transmembrane transporter activity
Source: RefSeq, a predicted model, not a curated record